AUGAAAGAAUUAAAAAAGCGUCGUGAACUUCAAGGUCUAGAAUGGGAAGAACUUAUUAAUGAGGCAGAACAAAAUGAUGAUAAACGUCAUGUUUAUCCAGUUAUUUGGAAAUUUUGUGAUUUGCCCCAUGACAAACAUGUUUCACAUCACGAAUUAAUUCCGAUUACUGCACCUGUUAUUCCAAUGGAAAGUUGUAUUAAACCUUUCUUGGAAGGAUGUGAUACAAAUAAAGAUGGUUCAAUAACUAUUAAAGAAUGGGGUAUAUGUCUUGGAUUGAAAGAAGGAGAAAUACAAGAACGCUGUUAA
Meloidogyne enterolobii is the source of this 306-nucleotide messenger RNA. The record is from the annotation of a GenBank genome assembly. NCBI's taxonomy places the organism in Eukaryota, Metazoa, Nematoda, Chromadorea, Rhabditida, Meloidogynidae.